AUGCUUACCUAACGAAUUUUUAGAUUUGAUAUUACCCCCUCUAGAACUUCUUAUAGCAAAGCAUACAAAUAAGGUUAUCAGUAGGAUGAACAACGGAAACUUUGGUUAAACUACUUUUAUCAAUAAUUACUUUAACGAGAUAGAAGAAAUGAAUUAAAAUUCAAUAUACAAANGCUACAAAGAAGGAUGUCACGAAAUAAAGCAAUUAGCUUUGAUGGCGUAUCUGACAAUUUUAUUAGGAAUUGUAAAAAUGUCCAUAUUUUUUGUGAUAUAUGGAAAUAAUCUACAAUUGAAACCAACUACGCAUGCUGUAGAGCAAGACUAGUACCCUUAAACAAGGUUUUCCCCGAUAUCCCUACUAAAACUUAGUUUCGACCUAUUACAAUUCUAAGUCCCCUAUUUAAGCUGCUUGAAUUAAGAUUUCUGCCAAGACUAUAACAAUAUUUGUCCACUCGCUUAUCUAAAGGUCAAGCAGGAUUCAUUCCUGGUUCAUCUACUCAAAUAAAUAUCAUCAGACUCUUAAAUACUUUAACUGGUUACAAGAAAUAGGAUAAAAUGGAUUGCAUCUUUAUUGAUUUUAGCAAUGCCUUCAAUAGCAUAAAUAGAUAAAGACUAUUUAAUAUUUUAUCUGCUAAAUCAAUUUUGGAUGGCAUCGAAAUAAAAUUCCUUAAUCACCUCUAUACAAAUCUCCAUUAUAUUUGCCCAUAAAUGAAUACCACAUUUUACUUCUAAAACGGUGUUCCUCAAGGAUCUCCACUGUCUCCCGCACUUUUUAAUAUAUAUCUUGAAGAUUUUUUAGCUUCAUUAAAACAAAACUGUAAUUUUAAUUAUACUUCCUAUGAAUUUGCGGACGACAUUGUAAUUAUUAUUGCUCAUAGAAAUAUCCAAUCCUUUUUAUAAAAGUUGGUUUUAAUUUCUGAAGAAUAUGAACUUAGAUUAAACUAGAAAAAAUGUGGAAUCUUUUUCAUCCAAAAUCAUAAGCGCUGUUAAUAUAACAAUAUAUAAGGAUUUCCUAUUGUGAAAUCUUAUAAAUACCUCGGAAUAAAUAUAUUGAACAAUGGAAAAAUAAGUCUAUAGCUUGAUAAAGUAGAAUAAACUCUAAAAUUUUUAAGUGGAAAGUUGCUAUGGGUUUCUUAAAAACUUAAUUGGAAGCAGAAAUAUUAAUUAUUCUAAACUUUUCUCCUUCCACACAUACUCUAUAUUUGUCCUUCAAUCCCAACCUAGAAAUACAAAAACAUAUUUCAACGCUUAUAAAAAUUAUAUAAAUCUAGCUUUAAAAAGGUUUGUGGAUUUCCUAAAUGCUUACCUAACGAAUUUUUAGAUUUGAUAUUACCCCCUCUAGAACUUCUUAUAGCAAAGCAUACAAAUAAGGUUAUCAGUAGGAUGAACAACGGAAACUUUGGUUAAACUACUUUUAUCAAUAAUUACUUUAACGAGAUAGAAGAAAUGAAUUAAAAUUCAAUAUACAAAUUUCUCCCCAAUAAUUUUAAUUAGCUGUUCUACCUGUACCCUAAAAUCUGUAGGACCCACUAAUGUAAUCUUUCAUACCGCCAUAUAAUAAAUUUCCAUUCCAAUUUCCAUAUUUCAGAGUUUUUAAUAAAUCUAAGAGGCAUCUUCAAUAAUAAUUAGUAAAUACAAUAACCAAAAAACUAAUGUAAUAGAUUGGAAAAAAUAAUUGCAAAGCUUUUAACUGAAUGA
Paramecium octaurelia is the source of this 1698-nucleotide messenger RNA. NCBI's taxonomy places the organism in Eukaryota, Ciliophora, Oligohymenophorea, Peniculida, Parameciidae. The record is from the annotation of a GenBank genome assembly.